AUGGUAAUCGUUUUGUGCUUCACCGUUGCUCACCCAACCGCAUCUGCAGAUCUACUCAGCUUGAACCGCCUACAGACUUCUUCUGCUGCGUAUGCAGACGCCACCUACGCCACGACAGCCUCUCCCGUCCACGGCCACUUUGCGCCCCCUUCAGCUGCUCCGUACGAUACCAUGGGCUAUGCACCAGCUCCUGUGCGGCCUUCUGCCUUUAGCUCCAUUGGCCACGAAUCAGAUGCAUCGCGGAGAUUUUCUCAACACGUCCACGCUGAUGACCGCAGAGGCUUUGCCGAAGCCCUUGAUGCCAGCCACGGCAUGCUUGCCAUGAGCCAAGAGACACCAAGAAACAUUUAUGGCAACCGCAACGAUCGAUCUUCUGUAGAUUCAUAUGGUUUCCCGUCAACCCACUCGACCAGCUCCUCCAUAUCGUCGUCUGGCAACUUCAGCUCCUACUAUGGCGAUUCUGUGUCCGACUACUCAACUGCAGGCUCGGACAUUGAAUCUGUCGGCUCGAGGACGCUCCCUCGACCUCAGGGAAUGUUGUCAACAUCGCUCCCCCCUGCGCCUCAGUCCAUGAUGGGCCAGUUCAGCUCCAAGGUCUCAUCCAGCACCCAGAAGAAGCACAAGUGCAAGGUCUGCGAAAAGCGAUUCACACGACCAAGCUCACUUCAGACACACAUGUACAGCCACACAGGUGAAAAGCCUUUCGCCUGCGAAGUCGAGGGUUGUGGGCGCCACUUCUCUGUUGUCUCCAACUUGCGACGCCACCGAAAAGUCCACAGAGGCGAUGCUCGAUCCGAGGCUGGCUCAGAAGACCACCAUUCAGACUAA
Molecule: messenger RNA, 828 nt
Organism: Trichoderma virens Gv29-8
Lineage: Eukaryota; Fungi; Ascomycota; Sordariomycetes; Hypocreales; Hypocreaceae
Exons: 3
Coding region: 1-828 (275 amino acids)
Biological process (GO): regulation of transcription by RNA polymerase II
Cellular component (GO): nucleus
Molecular function (GO): DNA-binding transcription factor activity, RNA polymerase II-specific; RNA polymerase II cis-regulatory region sequence-specific DNA binding
Source: RefSeq, a predicted model, not a curated record